UGGUCAGUUCUGCUGUCCGUCUGUCCUUUCUCAUUUUUGAUUGGAAGUUCUUUGAGCGACAGGCCUGGCGUGCCUUGUGAUUGGUGCAGGGGCGACACGGAGGGCGGUUCAGAACUGCGGCGAAGAGCGGCCGAGGCUGGCUGUCCCGUGGUAGUUCCUGAAUGUUUGGGCUCAGGACCCUCCUAAGCCUUGGCGUGUUCGUCUCGACGCGGCUGGCUGCCCGUGGCUUGAGGCAGGGACUCUCUCGGGGACCAGGCUUCCUCUGCCCUAGAACCCAGUGGCCAGUGAUGUCAGGCCAGGGGAACCUCAACUGUCCUGCCCCCAGUGGGAAAGCCCUGAAGUACCUGGGACAGGAGGAGGCUCAGAACAUUGACCAGGAGCUGUUCACCGAGUACCGGUUCAGCGUGGACCAGUUGAUGGAGCUGGCAGGUCUCAGCUGUGCCACUGCCAUUGCCAAGGCAUACCCACUGUCAUCGCUACGGAAAGAAAACCCCACUGUGUUGAUCGUGUGUGGACCGGGCAACAAUGGCGGCGAUGGACUUGUGUGCGCGAGGCAUCUCAAGCUUUUUGGCUACGAACCGGCCAUCUUCUACCCAAAACAGUCCAGUAAGCCUCUCUUCCAGUCACUCACCACACAAUGCCAGAAAAUGGACAUCCCCUUCCUGGCAGAAUUCCCAUCUGAGCCUGCCCUUAUUGACGAGGUCUACAACCUAGUGGUGGACGCCAUCUUCGGGUUCAGCUUCAAGGGUGAAGCCCGCGAGCCCUUUGCCUCCAUCCUGACUAUACUGGAGGCAGUGACCAUCCCCAUCGCCAGUGUGGACAUCCCAUCCGGUUGGAACGUGGAGAAGGGCAACCCACAGGGGAUCCAGCCCGACAUGCUCAUCUCACUCACUGCCCCCAAGAAGGCAGCCAGCCACUUCGCUGGCCGCUACCACUUCCUGGGUGGCCGCUUCGUGCCCGCGGCCCUGGAGAAGAAGUAUGGUCUCAACCUUCCAGAGUACCCCAGCACCGAUUGCGUCCUGCAGCUGCUGUGACCCCUCUGCUGCAGGGUGAUGUGUUUCUGUGGGCAGGUGAUCUCGUGCUCACUCCACUGCUGCAGCUGCUACUAGGAAUCUGAGCAGAUGGAAGCCUCAGGGUACACCAUGAAUCACAGCACAGCAGACCUUACACCCUGCCAGCUCUCUGAAAGGGUUCUUUGGAAUGCUUCUCUCUCUCCAGUGUAGGUCGGACUCCUUGCUGAAUGUGGUCCCGCCAUCUCCUUGGGCAGAAAAUGACUGCAUGGAAACGCUCCCCCAUCCUCCGCUUCGCUCUCUGCUACCCAGUCCCUGAUGAAUGUGAUCCCACCAUCUCCCAGCACGGCAACUAGCUGUGUGGAAAUGCUCACCCCAUCUUCCCUCUGCUACCCACUCCCUGCUGCCAAAGCAGUUUCCUUGAUCAUAAUCACUGUUUUAAAUUUUGUUUUCGUCUCGGAGUUUUAGAGAUUUUCACUUCCACCUCAUUGCGGAAGUAUAUCUCCAGGCUUGCUCAGAUCCUGCCGGGAGCCCAAUGCCCAGAAACACCAGCUAAGAUUGUGUCCGAUUGGAAUGGCGUAACAAUCCUACCGGGGAACUGACCGGAGUUCUUCUCACUCUCAGUACUGUGAGGUUUGUUAAUGUGGCUGGGGUUUAACAUCUCUCUGAAGAACAGCCCUCAGUACAUACUGUCCCUUCUUCACAGGAGAACAGUUACGGUGCCAAGGGUUAAUCAGGAAUGUUUCUCUAGCACAAACAGGAGUCAGACUUUCAGCUACACAAUAAAAGGAAUGAGUAAAGUUG
Messenger RNA from Hypanus sabinus (Atlantic stingray), 1814 nucleotides. RefSeq names its product NAD(P)HX epimerase (gene naxe). The transcript has 7 exons. The coding region runs from base 162 to 1034 and encodes 290 amino acids. The record is from RefSeq and is a predicted model, not a curated record. Gene Ontology annotation, molecular function: NAD(P)HX epimerase activity. NCBI's taxonomy places the organism in Eukaryota, Metazoa, Chordata, Chondrichthyes, Myliobatiformes, Dasyatidae. Gene Ontology annotation, cellular component: mitochondrion.